GCAGCGGCGGAUCUUUCCACGGCGCAGCCGCCCUCCGUGCCCGGCAGCUGCUGGUUCGAGUUCGAGCGGGACGCCGCGGCUCUCUUCCCGCAGCAGUUGGGUGGUGAGUGAGGUGAGGGAGAGAGAGAGAGAGAGAGAGAAAGAAGGGGCGUUGGUCAGGACGCAGCUCUUCUCCGACUUUCGCUCGCCAUGAGUCCCGAGGAGAAGCCGCCGCCGCCCCCACCGACCCGCUCCCGCGGGAGCCGCGCCCCCCACCAGCAGCGGCGCCGAGGACUUUUGACGGAGAUUCGCACCCCCAUCCUCACCGAGCCCUUCCAGGAGCGCUACAGCCUCAGCCCCGGCCGCGAGCUUGGCAGGGGGAAAUUUGCAGUGGUAAAGAAGUGUGUGAAGAAAGAGACCGAAAAAGAGUUUGCAGCAAAAUUCAUGAGAAAAAGAAGAAAGGGACAAGAUUGCAGGAUGGAGAUUAUUCAUGAGAUUGCGGUUCUGGAACUGGCACAACGCAAUCAUUGGGUUAUUAACUUACAUGAAAUAUAUGAAACUCCAACAGAAAUGAUUUUGGUUUUGGAAUAUGCUGCCGGAGGAGAAAUCUUUGACCAGUGUGUAGCUGAAAGAGAAGAUGCCUUCAAAGAAAAUGAUGUCAAGCGUCUCAUGAGGCAGAUUUUAGAAGGAGUUUCAUUUUUACAUCGAAAUAAUGUAGUUCACCUUGACUUGAAGCCCCAGAAUAUUCUGCUAACCAGUGAAUCACCAUUGGGAGACAUUAGGAUAGUUGACUUUGGUCUUUCCAGAGUAAUGAAGAAUAGUGAAGAGCUAAGAGAGAUUAUGGGAACACCUGAAUAUGUGGCUCCAGAAAUUCUAAGUUAUGAUCCAAUCAGCACUGCAACAGAUAUGUGGAGCAUUGGAGUGCUAACGUAUGUCAUGCUAACAGGGGUAUCACCUUUCUUGGGAAAUGAUAAGCAAGAAACAUUCUUAAAUAUAUCUCAGAUGAAUUUAAAUUACUCCGAGGAUUUUGAUCUUGUAUCGGAAUCUGCUGUGGAAUUUAUCAAAUCUCUUCUGGUUAAAAAACCUGAGGAACGGGCAACAGCAGACGAAUGCUUGCUACAUUCUUGGCUAGCACAAACUGAUGUUCCUGAUACUAUAUGCUGGAUUAAAGACACAGAAGAGGAGGCCAAUAUUGUUACUGUAAAUGAAGAAGAUUCUGCUUCUGAAAAUUCUACAGAUGGUGAAAAAACAGAAGACUCAGGAGUGACAGAAGAGCUCAUUGUAGUGGCAUCAUAUACACUGGGCCAGUGUAGGCAGUCAGAAAAAGAUAACAUUGUUGAACAGAAAACCAUUUCCAAGCGGUUUAAAUUUGAGGAACCAUUGUUGCAAGAAAUACCUGGAGAAUUCAUUUACUGAAUUACUGCUCUUGUGACUUUGUGUGACUGGUCCUUUUUCACAAAGCCAAUCUAUGUAUAGCCAAAUACAUAUUUAUAUGCAGCUAUCAUUCUAGAUAUAGUAGGGGAAAAACAUUCAAAUGCAAACUAGAAACUGUGCCAAACAUCUUAUUUUUCUGUGCUUAGUACAUGACCAGUGGCUCUUAUAGAGAAGACCUGCUUCCUGUUGGUAUGUGUAAAAUAUUUGAACCACACCUUCUGUUUAAUAGGGAUUUAUAGAGCUAUUCCUGUAAAAAGUUACCAUUGGUAGGUAUUUCAGUUGUUUGGACAUGCUUUUUCACCUAGUAAAAGAACAAAAUUAAUUAGGAUUCAUGCAUAUGCUUUCUUUAGAUAUAGUAAGCUAGAUACAUUAUUUCAUGUUGGCUUCAUCCUGAACCCACCCCCACUUCAGCUUGUAGUAGUUUGGUUUUGAGACUAACUCAUAAGAUUUAAAUAAAGGCUGGAGGGGGAAAUAAAACUGCUACUUGGCAUUUUACCCUAUGCUGGAUUAUUCAGACUUCUCACAUUUCCAUAUUAUGAAUAACUUUGCUUCCUUUCUUGUGAAUAGAGCCCUUAUCUGUAAUCUGUCAUGAAGCUCAGUGCUUGUAAGAAGCACUAAGUUAAAAAUUAGUGCUACAUGUGGGAGGGGUGGUCUUUUUAGAAUAAGUUUGUUAGUUUUGCUCUCUGAUCUAAAUACUUGUUCUGUAUCUAACAGUGGACAAGUAAAGCUGUUCCAUAAUUGUUAGGUAAGGCCAUGUCAUUAAAAAGUAAGCUUUUUCAGUUUACCAUGUACAUGAAAUCACCUCUUGCCUGCACUUAGCCAGUUGGCCCUUAUUGUUCCUGCCCCAAACAUCCAUUAUUCCUGCCUAAAGUUUUCUUUUAUGAAACUAGAUUCUUCACAUGUAUUUUGUUGCUUCUGUUUUUGCUCUGCAAGGUUUUCCAGUGCUCAUUGGUCAUCUUGGAAGAUUACCAAAAUCAUGCAGGAAGAGAGAUAUGCUAAUCUGCCACUAGGCAGAUAAACUCUUUUUCAGUCUAGCUAUAAAAGACACAAAGAUGCUAUAGUUUAUGGAUAAAGAACACAUUGAAAUCUAGUGACGUUCAGAGUAUGCAUUGUGUAGCAUUCCUUAAUUUUGUCUGUUAUCAGUUCAUCUGUUUCUUUUUAGCAGAAGCAGCAUUUGUCUUCUAAAACAAUCCAUUGGUACAGCCACAUAGUUCCUGCCAAAUUAGGUAACUGGUUGGUUUGGAAAUAUUGUAUUAUUGAAAAACUUGAUCCAAGCUGAAUAAUUUAUCUUGUAAAUUAUUGAUUUCUAUAAAGUAAUUGAAACCAUGUAGAACAUCACAAAAUCUGAAAAAAAUACCAGGGUGAAUGCAGCAUACUACUUUUAUGAGUAACAGUUAAAGUUUGUGUAGAUGUCUAACUUCAGACAUCCUGGAGAGCUAUAAGUGCUUCUCACUUUUCCAGAGGUUCAUGCUUUUUUAUAUCAUUUAUGAAAUCUAGAUUAAAACAAAUCUUUCGUGCAUGUCUUAGAAUUCACAUAAAGUGAAAAUAACCUUACUUUCUGACUCAAAAAUGGAAAACAUGGUUCCCAGUUUUUUUCCUUGUCUAAAGAGAUGAAUUUAGUAAAGAAAUGAAGUUUAAUUCAUGUUUAAAAUUAUAUCUGAGAAGCCAAUACAGUUAUAAAUUUGCAUAGCUAGGAAAAUUAAAUAGCAUUUGCUAGCUCAUUUGCUGUUGUAAAGGAUAAUCAUUUUCCAACACAAAGUUUAAAAGGCAGUCUUUUAGCUGCACAGCAGUGGAAAGAGGAAUCCUAAUACCUUUUCAUUUGUAUUGUACAAUAGUAAACUUAUUAAUUAUUUAAGUUGUGAAUUUUAAUGUCCUGCUUACAAGGCCGGCAUUUUGGGUUGGCUGCUUGAUGACUUUUCUGUAUUCUGUAUUGUAUUAACUUGCUGUGCCUUAAGUUGGGUUUUUGUACAGUUAUCAAAUUGUUUCAUAUAUGUAUAAUGUUACAGAAGUCUAACAUAACUUAUAAGCAAAGCCUAUGUCCAUCUGUUCAUCUAAAAAGUAUGUAGCGAGGUCACCUACUAAUUUUACAAAAAGAAUAUUAUUCAUUUCUAGUAUAUUUUGUGAGCAUGCAGUUGCAAAGUAAAUGUCUAAGUUGAAGGCUCUAUUGUCUUGAAAUAAUUUGGAACCAAAUAAUAUAUUUUAGAGUCAUAUUAUCCCAAGAUACCAAUUUCAAAGGUCCUAUAGCAGAAAAAUUAACAUUAUGAAAAAACGAAGUAAUAAGUGUAUGACUGGAAAAACUAAAAUUCUCCAAGUGUUAAUAAUGAAUGUCUAUAAUGAAUGUCUAUAAUGUUACUUCCCCAUGCAGUUCUUUGUGACUGUUUUAUAUUCUAAAAUGGGCAACCCAAUCUAUAAACUAUGAUGCUACCCCUGAA
Molecule: messenger RNA, 3845 nt
Organism: Varanus komodoensis (Komodo dragon)
Lineage: Eukaryota; Metazoa; Chordata; Lepidosauria; Squamata; Varanidae
Gene: STK17A
Product: serine/threonine kinase 17a
Exons: 7
Coding region: 190-1395 (401 amino acids)
Biological process (GO): protein phosphorylation; positive regulation of apoptotic process; intracellular signal transduction
Cellular component (GO): nucleus
Molecular function (GO): protein serine/threonine kinase activity; ATP binding
Source: RefSeq, a predicted model, not a curated record